AUGAGGGAAUAUGAAGCAUUGGGACACAUGACAAAAUUCAGCGGUAGCGAAAUAAUAUCUCCCCAAUAUUUCAUCCCUCACCACUGUGUGCUACGUCCAGACAGCUCAACAUCAAAACUGCGAGUUGUAUUUGACGCAUCAGUACACAAAUUAUCAGAGCCAUCACUAAAUGACAUAAUGUUUAAUGGUCCAAAAGUUCAAGACGAACUGUUUUCGAUUUUGCUCAGAUUUAGAAUGCACAAAUAUGUUUUAAAAACUGAUGUGGAAAAAAUGUACCGUCAAAUAUGGGUUAACAAAGAUGAUCGAAAUCUGCAACUCAUAAUGUGGCGAGAAAAUCCCACAGAACCACUUAAUUAUUAUCAGUUGAACACAGUUACUUAUGGCACAAGAGCAGCACCAUAUUUAGCAACACGCUGUCUAACAAAAUUGGCGGAUGAAUAUCAAGGAAAUUAUUUAUAUGGCGCCACAUCUUUAAAAAAGGAUUUUUAUGUUGACGACGGUCUAAUAGGAGCUGAUACCAUCAACGAAGCGUUACUAAUUCAACAACAAUUAAUAACAAUUCUAGACAAGGCUGGAAUGAAACUAAAAAAAUGGUGUGCAAACAACCCAAAACUUUUACAUGGAAUCGCUACAGAAGAUCAAGAAGUAAAUCUCAAUUUUGAUUCCAAGGAAACCCAAUUCACAAAGACGCUGGGUCUUUUAUGGUUACCAAAGUCAGAUUCAUUUCGUAUCAAGGUUAACAUUCGAGACCAUAGUCACACAACAAAACGAUCUAUGAGCUCCGAUUUGGCACACAUAUAUGACCCUUUGGGUCUUAUUGGUCCAAUCUUGGUCACCGGUAAAAUCUUGUUGCAAGGAGCAUGGCAGCUAAAACUCGAUUGGGAUGAUGAUCUUCCGUCAGAAAUACGUAAACAAUGGACAUCGUAUAGAGAAGAUCUGGCCUUGUUGGACAAUGCAACAGUUGUGAGGCACGUAUUCAGCAGUCAAGGCUACAGCCAUGUUGAGCUGCACGCUUUUUGUGACGCCUCAGAAAAGGCUUAUGGUGCAGCAGUAUACAUUAGAACAGUACAAAAGGAUAAAACGAUAAAACUUAAUCUACUAUGCUCCAGAUCUCGUGUAGCACCCAUAAAAUCUCAAACAAUUCCACGACUAGAAUUGUGUGCAGCGUUGCUAGCAGCAGAACUCAUGGCAAGAGUUAAACUUGAUUUAGGCUAUCAAGACAAAGCAACUUACUUUUGGACAGAUUCACAAAUUGUGCUUUCCUGGAUAAACAAUCAUCCAGGCAAAUUACCCGUUUACGUCGCCCACCGAAUUGUAAAAAUCCUUCGGUUAACAAUUCCAGAACAAUGGCGUCACGUCCCGUCAAAACAAAAUCCGGCAGAUAUUCUGUCAAGAGGGCUUAAACCGCGGGAAUUUUCAUCUUGCUACAUGUGGUUAUAUGGUCCACUAUUUUUAUAUCAGCCAAAGCCGCUGUGGCCAGCUCCCUUCAAAAGGGAAUUAAUUGUUGAAGAUAACACGGUGGUGCUUGCUUUAUCAACACAACAACCUACUAAUGAGCAUGCAUGGGUCUACUCGAUUCAUUCAAGAAAUUUAUUUACACAUGUCCAAAAGGUUGUUGGAUAUGUACUUCGUUUCACAAAAAACGCACGGAAACCAAAAGAAUCAAGACCAGAGACCAUGCAGCUUUCACCGAUGGAGCUCGACGUAGCACUUAAGAUAAUAAUACGUCAAAUCCAGGCCUCCGAUUUUUCUGAUCUAAGGAAAAUGCUAGUUAAGGACGAAUUUGUGCCAAAAACUCAUAACCUCAGUUCACUAACUCCGUUCGUAGAUGAAGAAGGGGUAAUACGUGUUGGCGGACGGCUAAGCUCUUCAAAACUACAAUUUGAUGCCAUUCAUCAAAUGAUUUUACCCAGCAACGAUCCACUAGUAAAGUUGCUGGUAGAAAAAAUACAUAAGGACAAUUAUCAUUGUGGCGCCCAAGCAUUGCUGGCACAAGUGAGGCAGCGUUUUUGGCCCCUCAAAGGAAAAAGCUUGAUGAGAGCUGUAAUACAACAAUGCUUAAGAUGCAGAAGAGCAAGGCCAAUUGUGUACAAUCAAAUCAUGGGAAAUUUGCCUGGUCACCGUGUGCAACCAGCUCGACCAUUUCUCAGCACUGGAGUUGAUUAUUGUGGCCCAAUAUGGGUUCAUUACAAAACAAGAGGCAAGCGUCCACAAAAGGCGUAUAUCGCUGUCUUUUGCUGUUUUGCAACCAAGGCCGUACACUUAGAACUUGUGACUGAUCUGACCACAGAUGCAUUCAUUGGAGCAUUAAAACGCUUCAUAGCACGACGAGGACGCUGUAAAACGUUAUACUGCGACAAUGCGACCAAUUUCGUUGGAGCGAAAAACAAGUUGCAGGAACUUACUGACGUCAUCUACGCUGAUCGAGCGAAGGAAUCAAUUGCAGGAAUGUGCAGUACGAAAGGCAUAGAAUUUCACUUCAUUCCACCAAGGUCACCACACUUCGGCGGGCUAUGGGAGGCAGCAGUAAAAUCUGCCAAAUAUUUGCUGGUAAAAAAUGUUUCAACAGCAUCACUUACAUAUGAAGAGCUUGAAACUGUCGUUAUUGAAGUUGAAGCAGUGUUGAACUCGCGACCCCUUAUUCCUAGCUCAUCAGAUGCUCAUCAGAUUUGCCUGGACACCGUGUGCAACCAGCUCGACCAUUUCUCAGCACUGGAGUUGAUUAUUGUGGCCCAAUAUGGGUUCAUUACAAAACAAGAGGCAAGCGUCCACAAAAGGCGUAUAUCGCUGUCUUUUGCUGUUUUGCAACCAAGGCCGUACACUUAG
Teleopsis dalmanni is the source of this 2826-nucleotide messenger RNA. RefSeq lists its product as uncharacterized. Gene Ontology annotation, molecular function: nucleic acid binding. Lineage: Eukaryota; Metazoa; Arthropoda; Insecta; Diptera; Diopsidae. Gene Ontology annotation, biological process: DNA integration. Bases 1 to 2826 code for a protein of 941 amino acids. The record is from RefSeq and is a predicted model, not a curated record. The transcript has a single exon.